Messenger RNA from Dipodomys ordii (Ord's kangaroo rat), 1046 nucleotides. It is a transcript of the gene Pianp, whose product is annotated as PILR alpha associated neural protein. Gene Ontology annotation, cellular component: membrane. The transcript has 5 exons. The record is from RefSeq and is a predicted model, not a curated record. NCBI's taxonomy places the organism in Eukaryota, Metazoa, Chordata, Mammalia, Rodentia, Heteromyidae. Gene Ontology annotation, biological process: regulation of immune response. Bases 47 to 922 code for a protein of 291 amino acids.
CAGUAAAGGUUGAAAAUCUGGGUCACAGCUGAGAAAGACCUCAGACAUGAAAUGCAGAAUGUGGCUUCUGUCUCCCCUCCUCCCUCUCUGGCCACUGCUGUUGCUGCCUCUCCCACGGCCUGCUCAGGGCUCUUCUUCCUCCUCCUCCUCCUCCUCCUCUUCUUCCUCCUCCCCUCGAACCCCACCAGCCCCAGCCCGCCCGCCAUGCUCCCGAGGCGGGCCCUCAGCCCCCCGACACGUGUGCGUGUGGGAACGGGCACCCCCACCCAGUCGAUCCUCCCGGGCCCCCAGAUCCCGGCGGCAGAUCUUGCCGGGCACGGCGCCCCCCGCCACCCCCUCAGGCUUUGAGGAGGGGCCCCCAUCUUCCCAGUACCCCUGGGCGAUUGUAUGGGGGCCCACGGUGUCUCGAGAGGAUGGGGGAGACCCUAACUCUGUCAACCCCGGGUUUCUACCCCUGGACUAUGGUUUUGUAGCCCCCCACGGGCUGGCUACCCCCCACCCCAACUCAGACUCCAUGCGGGAUGACGGAGACGGGCUGAUUCUGGGAGAGACUCUGGCCACCCUGAGACCAUUCCUGUUUGGGGGGCGUGGCGAAGGUGUGGACCCGCAACUGUAUGUCACCAUCACCAUCUCCAUCAUCAUUGUUCUGGUGGCUACUGGCAUCAUAUUCAAGUUCUGCUGGGAUCGCAGCCAGAAGCGGCGCCGGCCCUCGGGGCAGCAGGGCGCCCUGCGGCCGGAGGACAGCCAGCAGCCGCUCGCAGACCUGUCCCCCGCGGGGGUCACUGUGCUGGGGGCUUUCGGGGACUCGCCCACCCCCACCCCUGACCACGACGAGCCCCGAGGGGGGCCCCGGCCGGGGAUGCCCCCGCCCAAGGGCGUUCCAGCCUUGCAGAUGAACCGGAUCCCCCUGGUGAACCUGUGACGCUCCCCCCCUCAGUGUUGGGGUGCCGCCAAGCAGGAGGUCCGGGGAUCCCGGCUGAGGGGGGCGGGCGGAGCCAUGGGGGCCCCCCCCCGGCCCUGGGCGCUGCACCCCGGAUGCCCCCCGG